AUGGCUUUCGCUGGCGCAUCUCUCGUCGCCGAUGGCAUGUUGUGCGCCUCCACCAAGUCGGCCGUCGACUCUGGCGCCGACAGCGGGUACCACCUGCUCAUCGUUGAAGGCUACUCGCGCACCAAAGAGACGACUCCCAACGGCGAGUGGAUCGAGUCUCGUCCAUUCAUUGUUGGCGGCCGUCGCUGGACCAUCGACUACAGCCCUAAUGGCGAUAACUCGGAAGAUGAAGAAUUUAUAUCGGUUUUCCUUGUCCUUGACGACGAUAUCAAUCACAGCGUGAAGGUUCAGUAUGUCUUCAGUUUCAUCGACCAGCCUGAGUUGCGGGUGUCAAAGCACAUCCGCCAAAGCGAACCUGUCUUCUUCUCUGAACGCCAUGAUGUUCAUGGCCAUCAUGGUCGGUUUAGAUUCAUGAAAAGGGAGGUUUUUGAAAGAUCAAAGCAUCUCAAGCACGACCGCUUCGUCCUCCGGUGUGACCUUGUUGUGCUCAAGUCGGAUGGGAAUACCAAGGAGCAGGGCGUCGGCACCAGCGCUCUUCCGUUCAAUGAACUGUCACCACCGUCCGACUUGCAGAGCCAUUUUGCCGAUCUCCUCCUGAGCAAGGAGGGUGCUGACAUUACGUUUGAGGUUGGCGGCGAGAAGUUCGUUGCGCACCGGUGCGUGCUUGCAGCCAGAUCCUCCAUCUUCAAGGCACAGCUCUAUGGUGCCAUGAAUGAAUCGAGUGUCGUCAAGAUAACCGACAUGAAAGCAGAAGUCUUCGGGAGCUUGCUGACUUUCAUCUACACUGAUGCAGUGCCUGAAUUUGUUGACAUGGAAGCAUACGAUGGCCAUGAAAUUAUAUAUGCACCUCGGCUGCUGCAGUUCCUUGAAGCUGCGGAAAGAUAUGAUCUCCAGAGGCUCAAAUCGAUCUGUGAAGAGAAGUUAGCCAGUUUCAUAUGCGCAGAAACUGUGGCAGACAUCUUUGCCGUGGCUGAGCGGAGACGGUGCUUCGGGUUAAAGGAGGCCUGCUUGGAGUUCAUCAAAGCCGACCCAAGUUUACACGCAACUUUCGCGGCUGGUGGCCUGGGGCAGAUAACCGGGACCCGUAGUCCCUCCCUUCUCAAGCGGCUGCUCUCCAAGUUUGGUUUGCUGAAACUCUGA
Messenger RNA from Aegilops tauschii subsp. strangulata, 1140 nucleotides. NCBI's taxonomy places the organism in Eukaryota, Viridiplantae, Streptophyta, Magnoliopsida, Poales, Poaceae. The record is from RefSeq and is a predicted model, not a curated record.